GGGUUGGGGACUUGGGGAGUGGGGGAACGGGACGACGCGGACGAGCUCAUUCCUCCUGUCCACGUCUCGGUUCGGACUGAAUCUGAGCAAUGUUGCUUGCCACAAUUAGCAGGUGAGUGGCCGCCUACCAACAAUGUCCGCAUCUCGUGAGGUUGAUGAUGGGCCUGCCGUGCUACAUUUAUAUAGAUGGAAAAGGUCCCAACCACAUCUUGAACUAUCGGAAUUUCGAGAAGCUUUCAUAUCUCCUACACGGCGUCUAUUUGGACUUCUCUCGGAUCAUGGCGAUCUUAUAUUGGCAAUGACUGAUGUCGAUCAAUCACAAGUUCAAUCACCUAGUACCCUCUCAGAUAGCUGUAGUCCAGUCCUCUUUGAUUGCUUUUCUUCUAUUCCUAGAGUGAAGUCUUUAGCAUGGGGGCAAUGUUGUGAUGCCUCUAGUCAACUUGAGGAUUCAAUUUUUAAUGAAGUUCUUGUUGUAUCUAAUGAUGAUUCUAUCACACUUCAUGCGUUUUGUCAUUCCUUCAAAAGCACACUAACAGACAGUUCUGCAUUGGAGACUCGAGAAUUGCAUGGGGAGUGGAAAGAGUGGCAUCCUAAUCAGUGUUCAGUGUUGGAGGAUGGUGAGUCAGACCCAAAGAACUACUUUCGUUCUUUUCUGACUACAAUCAGUGGAUCUGUUUCUGAUGGGAAGUACCAAGCCAAAUUUCCUAUGAAAUCUUCACUUCCUCAUUCAGCAGAGGUGGUAUCGUUUAACAUAUUUGACAUUACUUUGUCUUUUUUGAGGUUCUGGUCUAGCAAUUAUCCUUCGAAGACUCAGAUGCAAAAUGAUAGUGAAUCUCAACAUGGUUUUCAUGGUCAUGUUCCUACAACUGAAGCAUCCUGCAAUUGCCGGUGGGAGUGUUUAAAAGUUUUGCCUAGUUGUUCAGGUUAUUUGAUUGGCCUGGUCUUAGUUCGUUAUGAACCAGUGAGCUGUGAGGUCCAUCAAUGCAACAUGAAGGAUAUUUUGAUUGUUGUUCUUGAGAUAAAUCAGUGGGGUAUACAGUGGAACUUUGUUGCAGACCUUCAGAAUGUAUAUGAUCGUGCAGUUCCUAAUCAACAAUGGGUUGAUUUUCAAUUGUCAGAUGAUUUUCUUGCCUGCCUUAACUUGGGAGGGUUUGUUGUUAUUUGGAAUGUGAGAACUUCUAAUAUCGUCGCCUCUUUUAAUGUGCUUGAACGGUGCAGAACAGAUCUAGAAAUUCCUCUGUGGAGCACCACACCCACUGCAAAAAAACUUGAUGGAGAAAAUACCCUUGUUCGGAAUCUCGCAGGAAGAAUGUUUAAGAGGUUAGUUUUGUCAUCAUAUUCACUUGUUCUUGCUGUCGUUGACGAGGUUGGGGUAGUGUAUGUGUUCUAUGGUGAGGGCAUCUUAGAUUUGAAAACCAGUAUGCAUGGAAACUUUCAUCCGUCUUCCAUGUAUCAUUGUGGCGGUAGUUUUGCUGCCUGGGAAGCUGCUGGUCAUGAGAUUGGGAGUCUUACAUUUUGCAGUCAUCAAUCUGGGCAACAAUUGGUCUACAACUUUUCAGAAAGAGACAGUCCUGGUGUUGUCAGACCUAGGAAAAGAAGAAAACAUUGUAGGAGUAACGAAGAUCAGGUGGAUAGCUGGCCGAGCGGUUUCAGUACUACAACACAGAUGGAAGAUGAGUUAGCUUAUCCUGACACAAUGGCAGUUUCCAAUCCAUUAAGAAGAGUGAUCCUUCCACCAUGCAGAUUACAGGAGAAUGUAAUUAGCAUCUCGCCUUUUGGACUAACAAGAGUCUUUAGAAACUGCAUUGCAGAUGGAAAGAAGCAUCUUAGAAUUGUUCACACGAAGUUUCUUAUGGCUUCAUCUUUCCUUGACGAGAGGGAUAUUGAUGCUAGUUUUCUUGAAAGGUCCUCAUUUCAGAAGGAUUCUACUUUUACGGGAGAAUGUGUCCUUUGCUCUUUUCAGGGAUAUGUGUAUCUGAUUACCCAGAAUAGCCUUUCUGUGGUUCUUCCAUCAAUUUCUGUUUCAUCCUUUUCAUCUCACAAUAAUGGCAUCAAAUUUUGGCAACCGACUAAUGCUGGUGGUAGUGCAUGUGAUGCUCUGAAUUUAUCAUUAGUAAACAUGCCUGAAACAAGGUGGAAGCCUUGGCAUGCAGAAGUUUUGGAUAGAGCAUUGUUGUAUGAAGGACCUGCAUUUGCAGACAGGCUCUGCUGGGAGAAUGGGUGGGACCUGAAAUUCUCUCGGUUGCGUUGGAUGCAAUUGGCCUUGCAUUACACAAAGAUUAGUGAUCUUGAGCAAUCAUUACAUAUGCUCGCGGAGGUUGAUCUCGCAGAAGAAGGUGUCUUGCAACUGCUAUUAGCAUCUGUCUACCGGCUAUUAAGUAGGACAGAAAGUGAUAAUGAAGUUGCGGCAUCAUCCAAGUUGAUGGUUUUAGCUAUGCGCUUUGCGACGAGAAUGAUCAAAUCCUAUGGGCUACUUAAGCAAAACAAAGGUACACCAGAAAAUUCAGUAAAACUUCAUGAAAUGGCUUUCCUUUUGGGGGCAAUUAGAAGUAUCCAGAGCCGAAUCUCUGCAAAGAACCAGAAUUCUAUUCGGAUGCAGGGAGAUGACAAAAGGUCAUUGAAAAUAGGCACAGAAAUAUCACUGAACAACUCUUCAUUGCCAAUUGUUGUAGUGGAUGGUGUUUCAGCAGGACAAUCGGGUGGCAUAGAAUCUCGUGAUAGGCAAGAGUCACGACCUGCAAUGUUUGAGUUAGUUUCUAGUAGCAAUGGACAGUUAGUUUUAACUCCAGUUGAAUCCUCUAUUAGUGCUACUGAGCAUCAUGUCAUUGAUACUGAUCAAGUUGUAAUACCAAGUACUCAAGGAAAUAUCAAAGAUAUGAUGAACCGGUGGGAAACGAAUAAUCUGGACUUGAGAACUGUAGUAAAAGAAGCACUAAUGUCUGGUAGACUACCUUUGGCAGUCCUUCAACUGCAACUGUUGCGCCAGAGGGAAUCGUUUUCCAAUGACCCAGAAGAUGUUUUCUCUGAAGUUCAUGAAAUAGGAAGGUCCAUCGUUUAUGAUCUGUUAAUGAAGGGUGAAACUGGAUUGGCAGUCGCAACCUUGGAAAGACUAGGAGAUGACAUAGAGUCAGACCUCAGGCAACUUAUGCAAGGUACGGUCAGGAGGUUACUUAGGCAGCAAAUUGCUGAGGAAAUGAAGAAGCGUGGGUACAUGAGUUCAAAUGAGUGGAAGAUGCUGGAGAUCAUAUCACUGAUUGAGCAAUUUUACCCAAGCAGCAGCUUCUGGGACACGUAUCUUGGCAGGGAGAAUGUCAUUCACGAUGCUGCAAACAUUGUUACUCUACCAGGAGAAGAUAAACCAGUACUAAUUCUCCAUAUUCAUAGCCAUUCCCCUAUUGAAUGUGGUGAUGUUGAUGGAGCUGUGAUUGGUUCUUGGGCAAAUGUGAAUGAUUACACUAAUCUGAAGGAGUUCUCUGAAAGCAGUUUAUCUGAUGGUUAUUGGGCCUGUGCUGCCAUAUGGUCUGAUGCUUGGGAUCAAAGAACUGUGGACCGUAUAAUACUGGACCAGCCUUGUCAUGCGCACACUCAUUUCUCAUGGGAAUCUCAAUUUGAAUAUUUUGUUGCUCAUAAUGAUGUGAUGCAAGUCUGCAAACUCCUGGACAUUAUUCCUGACAGUGUACUUCUAGAAGGGAUUCUUAGAGUGAAUGUGGAGAAUUCACAAGCUACUUGCAACACUAUGACUAAUGUAGCAAACCAGGAUUAUAAAAUGUACUUGUGUGACUCAGAAGAGCCAGAACCUUUUUGUAUGGAAAUACCACAUGUCAAAGUAUUCAGAUCUUUGUGUAAUCAUGACUCAACAUCUUGGAUGAGAAUGAUCAUGCUACAGGAAUUGGCAAAGAAGCAUAUUUUUAUGAAAGAGUAUUGGCAAAGCACUACUGAAAUUAUACCUAUACUUGCCCGUGCAGGCAUACUUAUUAAUACAUCAGAGCUUUGUUCAGAUGUGCUAGAUGAUGCAUAUUACUGGGAUUGCGAAGGAGCACUGCACAAAUUAGUCCUGCACUUUUGUGUGCAGUAUAACACACCAAACCUACUGGGCCUCUAUCUGGACUACUGUAACUUGGCUCUUGAAAAGGAUUCUAUCCCUUCGCUCAAGGAAGCCACAAGUGAUUGCAAGUGGGCACAAUGGUUACUCUUCUCCAGGGUCAAAGGUUAUGAAUAUGAGGCAUCCUUUUGUAAUGCACUUUGGAAUUUGUCACAGGAUAAGGUUAGGCAUAACAGCCUUGCUGCUAUUGAGAUAGAUGAAAUACUGUAUACUGUCGAUGAUAUGGCUGAAAGAAUCGGGGAAAUGUCUGCUCUUGCAACCCUAAUGUAUGCUUCAGCACCAAUCCAGAAGUCCAUAUGCACUGGAAGUGUGAACAGAAACUGUGGGAUAUCUUCUCAGUGCACAUUAGAGAACCUUAGCCCUCGCCUUCAGCAAUUUCCAACACUAUGGAAGACCCUUCUUUGUUCUUGUUUUGGGCAAGAUGGCUAUGGUUGUUUAAACUGCUCUCCAACUAAUGAGUUUGGGAAAUCACUAAUUUCAGAGUAUCUGCGCUGGCGCUAUAACAUUUUUUCCUCUGCUGGAGGAGACACUUCAUUGCUGCAAAUGCUCCCAUGUUGGUUCCCAAAGUCUAUUAGAAGAUUAGUUCAGCUAUUUGAACAGGGCCCUUUUGGAAUGCAACUACUAUCAAAUACACCGUCAUCCGAAGAGUUGUUUACUCACAGUGUCGCAGAUUAUAUAUACAAUACUGCGGGGUAUAGUGAAGUUAAUGCGUUGUCCUUGGAAGCAUCCAUUCAAAAAAGUGUUGAGGAAGAACUGUACUCUUCCCUUGAGGAGAAAGACUUGAGGGUGGAACACCAUUUGCACCGUGGUCGAGCAUUAGCUGCUUUCAGGCAUCUUCUUGGUAAAAGGGCUUCACAGUUAAAAUCUGCCAAUGCACGUCAAGUGAUCUCAGCGCAGUCUAGUGUCCAAGCAGAUGUACAAUUGAUACUAGCUCCUUUAAGUCAAACUGAACGGCCAAUUCUUUUAUCGGUAGCUCCACUUGCUAUUACAAACUUUGAGGACUCAACUCUGGUUGCUUCGUGCACAUUGCUGUUGGAACUCUGUGGUCUCUCUGCUAACAUGCUUCGUCUAGAUAUUGCUGCACUUCAACGUAUCUCCGACUACUAUAAGUCAUUUCAUCAAAAUAAACAAUGCGAGCUAUCUUCACCAAGGAGUCCUAGGCUACAUGUACUCUCCCAUGGAGCUGACAUUGUUCCUACUCUUGCCCGAGCAUUAGCAGAAGAUUAUGUCCAGUCUGAUCAUCUUCAUGUUUUGGAGCAGAAGCAACCCUCUAAGUCCCCCAAGAGGGAACAUCCAUCACAACCUCUUAAAGCUAUUCUGCAUCACCUUGAAAAAGCAAGUCUGCCAGUGUUAGAGGAAGGUAGAACCUGUGGGUUUUGGCUUUUGAGUGGUAUCGGUGAUGCAUCUCUUUACCGAACACAGCAAAAUGAAGCCAGCCAACAUUGGAAUUUGGUUACGGAAUUCUGCCAGGCACACCAUCUCCCAUUAAGUACAAAAUAUCUUGCUUUACUGGCCAAUGACAAUGAUUGGGUUGGUUUUUUGACAGAAGCUCAGGUGUCAGGUUUUCCAAUUGAAGUUGUCAUUGAAGUGGCAGCCAAAGAGAUAAGGGAUUCAAGAUUGAGAACUCAUAUACUGACGAUUCUGAAGAACAUGAUGUCAACUAGAAGGAAAUCAUCUAAUAAUGCAACUUCAGGAAGUAGUGAGUUCUCUUUUGUUGCUGUUGAUGGUGAUAGCACUAUGGAGCUUUUCUCUGUACUCGCUGUCUGUGAAAAACAAAAGAACCCUGGGAAUGCCCUCCUGAAUCAAGCAAAGCAAAUGCAGUGGUCUUUAUUGGCUAUGAUUGCUUCAUGUUUUUCAGAUGCGACUCCUCUCUCAUGCUUAAGUGUUUGGCUUGACAUUACGGCUGCAAGGGAGAUGUCAUUGAUCAAGGUGGAUGGUAUUUCCUCGAAAAUAGCAAAAAAUGUUGGAUCUGCUGUUGAAGCCACAAAUAAAUUACCAAGCAUGAGUAGGAAUGUUGUAUUUCGUUACAACAGGAAGAAUCCAAAACGAAGACGAUUCCUGGAGGCUUCUCCCGAAAGCUUCAUAUCAGGUUUCUCAUCAUGUGGACCAAGCUCUAUUGCAGCUUCUAGUUCUCCAAAUGUUGAUGCUCAGCAGAAAAUACAAAACCCCAUAUCUGAAGAGACUAAAACUCCAGUUGAUAUUGAUGAAAGACUUGCAUCAUUAUCAAGUAUGGUGGCAGUGCUUUGUGAACAGCAGUUGUUCCUACCAUUGCUUAGAGCUUUUGAAAUGUUUCUUCCUUCGUGCUCCCUUCUCCCCUUCAUUCGCUCUCUUCAGGCAUUUUGUCAAAUGCGUCUGCCCGAGGCUUCGGCACAUUUGGCAUCAUUUUCAGCAAGACUGAAAGAGGAAGCAUCUCAUGCUCAAUUAAGCUCUUCAAAAGAAGAGUCAGCUAUGAUGGGAUGGGUAGCUGUUACUGUUGUAAAAGCUGCAGAUGCAGUACUCUUGACCUGUCCAUCAAUUUAUGAGAGGAGAUGCUUGCUAGAGCUCCUUUCAGCGGCUGAUUUUUCUGAUGGUGGCUACUCGUCAGCUUAUUUUCGCCGAAGUUAUUGGAAAAUAAUUUUGGCUGAACCUUCUGUAUGCAAAGAUGGUGAUAUCUACAAGUGGAAUGAUUCCAUGGAUGAUGCUUCCCUCUUAGCAUCAUUAGAAAAGGAUGGUCGAUGGGAGCAAGCACGAACUUGGGCAAGACAACUAGAGUCAAGUGAUGUAGCUUGGGAGUCUACUUUUGAUCAUGUCACGGAAUCACAGGCAGAAGCUAUGGUUGCUGAAUGGAAGGAGUUCCUCUGGGAUAUCCCACAAGAACGUGCAGCUUUGUGGGGCCACUGUCAAUCGCUUUUCAUGAAAUAUUCUUUGCCUCCUUUACAGGCUGGAUUAUUUUUCCUUAAGCAUGCUGAAGCAGUAGGAAAAGAGAUACCAGCACAAGAGCUUCAUGAGAUACUUCUGCUAUCUUUGCAAUGGCUAAGCGGAACUUUCACUAACUCCUCUCCGGUAUAUCCACUUCAUCUUCUCCGUGAAAUUGAGACUAGGGUUUGGCUCCUGGCUGUGGAGUCAGAGAGUCAGUCUAAGGCUGACGGAGAAUUUGCACCUCCCAGUGUUACUCAAAAUCUAGCUACUGGAAACAAUACCAAUAUUAUAGAACAAACAGCUGAUGUCAUCACAAAAAUAGACAAUAGUAUGAGUUCACCACGCAUGAGAACAGAAAGGAAUGGUAUAAGGGACAACAAGCCAUCAUUCCAUCAACAUUUGCAACUCUUUGAGUCUAAUGGCGAAGGAACGAACAACACAAGGGCAAAGCGAAGAUCAAAAACAAAUAUGCUACUUAGACGGGUUGCCAAUGAUAGUGUUGAUAGUAGUAUAAAUGAUUCUGGUGAUAAUUCUAACUCCUUUCAUAACUCAAAGAUUGCUGGACAAGCAAGCAAUUUGCUGUCAGAAGAGGAGUUUGCAAAGAUGGAAGCGUCUUUAUCUGGCUGGGAACAAAAUGUUAGGCCUGUGGAUAUGGAAAAGGCUGUUCUCUCCUUAUUGGAAUUUGGACAAAUAACUGCAGCCAAGCAACUUCAACAAAAGCUAUCUCCAUCAUAUGUUCCUGAGGAACUUGUCCUUGUUGAUGUUGCUUUGAGAAUUGCCAAUAACAGCAGUAAUGGAGAGAUCAGUUUAUCAUGCUUUGACUCGGAAGCUCUUCCAACACUUCAGUCACUAGGAAGCAAUACGAUUGAUCCAUCUGAGGUUAUGGAGGAACUAGCCAUGAAAUGUGGUGAGGGUCGUGGACGAGCUCUUGUCAGGAGAAUAGCAGCAGUUGUUCAAACUGCAAAAGUACUGGGGCUCCCAUUUUCUGAAGCAUUUGAGAAACAGCCAAUUGAACUUCUGCAGUUGCUUUCUCUGAAAGCUCAGGAUUCUUUUGAUGAAGCUAAAUUUUUGGUGGAGACACACACCAUGCCUGCAUCUAGCAUUGCAAGAAUUCUUGCUGAUUCCUUUCUAAAGGGCCUUUUUGCUGCACAUCGUGGAGGUUAUCUGGAUUCCCAAAAGGAAGAAGGUCCUGCACCCCUGUUAUGGAGAUCUAGUGACUUCUUGAAGUGGGCAAAAUUAUGUCCAUCAGAACCAGAAAUUGGCCAUGCUUUGAUGCGGUUGGUCAUGACUGGUCAUGAAGUACCACAUGCUUGUGAGGUUGAACUCCUAAUACUGUCCUACCACUUCUACAUGUCCUCUUCUUGUCUUGAUGGAGUGGAUGUUCUCGUCACAUUUGCAGCUAAUAGAGUGGAGUCAUAUGUGUUGGAGGGAGAUUUUUCUUGUUUAGCUCGCUUGAUCACUGGAGUGAGCAAUUUCCAUUCCUUGAGCUUCAUUCUUUCCAUCCUCAUAGAAAAUGGGCAAUUGGAGUUGUUACUUCAAAAGUAUUCUGCCACCGACUCAGCCACAGGGGCACCUGCAUCAGUUCGAGGGUUUAGGAUGGCUGUCAUUACCUCACUGAAACAUUUUAACCCAAGUGAUGACGACGCUCUCUCUCUGGUGUAUAAGCACUUUGACAUGAAACAUGAGGCUGCUUCUCUCCUUGAGUCACGUGCAGAGCAAUACAUGAACAGGUGGUUAUCUCGACAUGACAAAGAAAGGAGGAAUGAUGAGCUCCUUGAGGCUAUGCAUCACCUUGUUGAGAUGGCUGAGGUUCUUUCAACGAUUGAUGCUGGCCAAAGGACACACCGUGCUUGUGCUCGCGCUUCACUCCUAUCACUUCAGAUCCGUAUACCCGAUCUUCUGUGGAUUGGUCUUUCGGAAACUAAUGCUCGGCGGAUUUUUGUAGAACAAUCUAGGUUUCAGGAGGCCCUCAUUGUUGCUGAAGCAUACAACAUAAAUCAGCCAAUGGAAUGGGCUCCAGUCUUUUGGAACCAGAUGCUGAAGCCAGAUCUAAUCGAGCAGUUUGUGGCCGAGUUCGUGUUGGUGCUGCCCCUGCAGCCACCAAUGCUACUCGAGCUUGCAAGAUUUUACCGGGCAGAGGUUGCAGCCAGGGGGGAUCAGUCGCACUUCUCAGUCUGGCUUUCUCCUGGAGGCUUGCCUGCGGAGUGGGUGAAACAUCUUGGCAGAUCAUUCAGGAGCCUGCUCCGCAGAACGAGGGAUAUGAGGCUGAGGCUGCAGUUGGCAACUCUUGCAACCGGAUUUGGUGAUGUCCUUGACGCAUGCAAUAGAGUUUUGGACAAGGUUCCAGAGACCGCUGGCCCUCUGAUCCUGAGGAAGGGCCAUGGCGGUACAUACCUCCCUCUCAUGUAAAUCCUUUCCUAGUGAUCCAUCCAUCCUGUUCUACUUUCGGCAGACUGAUCCUUACAGGAGUAAAUAGCGAGGUUAGGUUUUUCUUGUCCUUUCUUUGGCACCUGCGUUCAGCGAUUCUUGCUCUUUUUGAUACAUACUGUACGGAUGAAGCCAUGGGAGACCUUCGGUUUGUAUAUAUAUACAAGCACUCUGAGUGGAUAAGAUGGUCGCAGCCGAUCGCGAGUGAGUUUUUGCUGCUUCAGUCGGUGGAAGUUUUCGUGUGGGUUGUAACGUCGCACUCGUGGUGCCUGAUGUUUGUAGUUUUUUUUGUUGUAAAUUACAUUGAGCCAACCAUGAAAUUUUGUAAAAGUUGUUUGAUGCGUCACCUGUACUUCAUAAGACACUCAUUGAUA
Molecule: messenger RNA, 9801 nt
Organism: Oryza brachyantha (malo sina)
Lineage: Eukaryota; Viridiplantae; Streptophyta; Magnoliopsida; Poales; Poaceae
Exons: 27
Coding region: 134-9409 (3091 amino acids)
Cellular component (GO): cytoplasm
Source: RefSeq, a predicted model, not a curated record